CCUGGACCAACCCCACACCGUCUCUUCAUUUUCCCCUGCAUCUCUUUUUCUCUUUCCAAAAGCAGAGCAGGAACAGAGUGCAUGCAGAGAUGCAGGCAUCGGCGAUGCUCUCUUCAUCCCCAAGCCUCAGCAGCUACUCCACAAGCAGGCUCGCGGAGAUUGCUGCCCGGGUCGUCGACGAGCUCGAGCUCGGGCUCGAUCCCGACCCGUUCUGCUGCGACGCCAUAGAUUUCGGCCUAGCCAGCGCCGAACAGCUGCUGCCGCAGCCGCCGGGCGAGGAAGCAGCGGGCGAGGAGAGCGCGAGCACCACCCAGUUCGGUGACGAGGACGCUGGGGAAGCGGGAGAGGGAGGCAAAGAAGAGGAAGAGGAGUUCGAGUUCGCUUUCGUGUCCGGAGGGCCGGGCUCGUCUCCGAUUUCCGCCGACGAGAUCUUCUACAACGGCCAAAUCAUGCCCGUGUACCCGGUCUUCAACAGGAAUUUGCUUCUGAGCGGAGUCUCGAGCAGCGAGAGGGACGAGGACGGCUCGAAGAAGACGACGACGACGACGAAGAAGCUCCGGCUCCCCCUGAAGAAGCUCCUGAGCCAAGAGAGGGAGUGGUCGUCCUCGUCGUCCUCCUCCUCGGAAUCGGACGAGCUCGACGGCCUAGCUCCGGGAUCCUACUGCGUGUGGCGGCCGCCGCAAUCCUCGGCGGCGGUGGGGAAGCGCUGCAAGAAGAGCAACUCGACCGGAACCUCGAAGCGGUGGCGGUUCAGGGACCUGCUGCCGCUGAACCGGAGCCACAGCGACGGCGAGGGCACGUUCCUGGUCGUGGCCCCGGCCAAGAAGAGGGACAAGGCCGGCGAAUCGAAGCGGGUGGCGGCCGUGGCGGACGACGACGGCACCACCGUCACCGCCGCCGCCGACGGCAAGCCGGCGGGCAAGGACGAGGAGAAGAGGAAACCGCUCCUGCCCCACAGGGCGGACCUCGUCAGCUUCUUCGCCAACGCGAGGGGGCUGAGCAGGAACUUGAAGCUGAACCCGCUUUGAAGAUUCGCUUCAUCGCGGGGACUCCGGCUGGUGAGUGAAAGAUUUUUGCCGUCGUUUCUUCUCCGGUAGGUUUCGUAGGCCUGAUCUAAAAUUACAGUUGGGUUUUCGUUUUCGUUUUCGGUUUUGGCUUUAGUUUUGGUUUUGAUUUUGAUUUUGAUUUGGUUUUUAGGGGGUGUUUAUAUGUGUAAAUUAUGACUAGAAACAGAGUGGGCUAAUUACAAUCCACGGUAUAAAUCUAAUUGCGGUUUGUCUGUCUUCCUC
Molecule: messenger RNA, 1289 nt
Organism: Eucalyptus grandis
Lineage: Eukaryota; Viridiplantae; Streptophyta; Magnoliopsida; Myrtales; Myrtaceae
Exons: 1
Coding region: 90-1028 (312 amino acids)
Source: RefSeq, a predicted model, not a curated record